AUGUGCGAUCAUGUUAAACGUUUGCUACUGUCAUUCGGCGAUAACAACCGGCUCGGUGCGGCCGUUGCGUCGGCGCUGUCGGCGCCGCAAUUAACCAGUUACAAUUUUCGAUUACCGCGAAGCGUGUCGCCCCAGAGGGCGCGGGCGCGGUGGUCAGCCACGCCGACAGGUUAUGUGGGUCCAGCACCGCUGAAGGGUCCCUUCACGGGUGGCCAGACUUCAACGGACAAGGCCCGACCCGCAUCUGUCGCCAUUAUCCUUAAUGCCUCCCGACACUCGAGA
This is a messenger RNA of Iphiclides podalirius (scarce swallowtail), 282 nucleotides long. Lineage: Eukaryota; Metazoa; Arthropoda; Insecta; Lepidoptera; Papilionidae. The record is from the annotation of a GenBank genome assembly.